Messenger RNA from Bradysia coprophila, 2039 nucleotides. RefSeq names its product pfs47 receptor-like. Gene Ontology annotation, cellular component: cytosol. The record is from RefSeq and is a predicted model, not a curated record. Gene Ontology annotation, biological process: neurogenesis. Gene Ontology annotation, molecular function: protein binding. Lineage: Eukaryota; Metazoa; Arthropoda; Insecta; Diptera; Sciaridae.
AUAAAUCCGAUUGCUCGGUAAAUUCUAUAAAUAAAUGAAGAUUGACAUAGUUCAAAUGAUGUUCGCCAGACAAAUGUCGAUGUCAUGCAACAAAAAAUGGUGACUAUAUGGAUUACAACGUUUGGAUAGAUUAUUGUGUAAGGGCUUCGUAUCAACAGAAAGUGUUUUGUUUUGGUUGCAAACAGUGAGAAUUUCCUAUGAAUCAUGUACGGCCUGUGAUUGGUUUUUUAUAAAUAAAUGUAAGCAAUAAUUAUUGAGCCUAUUGCAACGAAGUUCUUUUGAGUUAAUGGGCAAAAUGAAUACGAAUAUUUCGCCAAUCAACAAUGCCAAAUACAAUCAUGUACCACUAAGUGCGCGUUUGGAAAAUCUUGUUGGUAACAAGUAUCGUUCGGACUUUACCUUCAUAAUUGAAGACGACAAUGUUGAAAUACCUGCACACAAAUUGAUUGUGGCGUUGGCCAGUCCAGUUCUUGAAAGAAUAAUGUACGGAAAUGAAACAUUUCGUGCAGCAGAUAGUAUCAAAGUAGAUGCCAUAAGUAAAGAAUCUUUCAUGCAAAUUUUACAUUACAUUUACACGGACAGAAUCCAUAUCAACGAUGAUAAUGUCUUUGAAAUUUUGCAUAAAUCAAACUAUUUUGGAUUGCCAGGAAUUGAAAUAAAAUGUCUUGAACAUUUGGAAGAAUCUCUGGAUGCAUCGACAGUACCAUGGAUUUAUCAUCAAUUGUUUUACGUCUUUCCAACGUGUAAACUUUUACGAAAGUGCCUACAGUACAUCCGAAUCCAACCAUUGCAAUUUUUUGCUUCCGAAUAUUUCGAAAAGAUAAGUGUUGAUGAGCUGAAGUCAAUUCUUCAAAUGGAUGCAAUAAACUGCACUGAAGUCGACUUAUUUGAAGCUGUGAUCAAGUUAUCCAGAGCUCAUUGUGCUGCUAUCGGCCUAGAACCCACUGGACCUAAUCAACGAAAAGUUCUAGAUGGAGUCGAAAAGUUUUUGCGAUUACAAUCGCUUAGCGAAGUUGAAUUUGACAAAUGUCUUGAAAUUCAAAGUGAUUUCUAUUCAUCAACUGAAAUCGAAAGAAUAAGGGCGGACAUCCGAAACCAUGUUCCGACGAUAAUAAAGAGGAAACGACAUACCUAUGAAGAUGCUGUUUGGACGAUAAUUCCUGAUGGCGGAGAAAUUCCACCGAAUAUCUUCUAUUCUGGCAAUCAUGAUUUCAUACGUCGCUAUUUCAACGAAGACAUGGGACAACAAGUUUAUAGGUUCGAUCAUAAGUUCGCGUUCGGUUUGUCUAUUGGCAACCUAGAAGUGUUAUGCGGCAGUGGAUAUGAAUGGCGAGAAUGUGUGGGUGGUGAGAUUCCGAUUGGUGCCGUAUCUAUUUAUCCAAAGGGUUCGGAUCCAGUGUUUAUAGCGCGAGAACAUGGGAAUAUGCGCCAAAUUGGACCAGCAUAUAUGAAUGGUAAAAUGGCUUAUUGGACUGACUCUCAUAGUUUUCAUGAAAGAACUGAAUUUGAAAUUUUAGUUGCGAGUAAUGUUAAAAGUCCAUACAACGGAAAUGGAGCUCCUGAGGACGCAAUUUUAAUUGGUUAUGAUGAUAACAAUUUCAAAACAUACUUGGGAAGGGCCUGGUUUCGUAACGAUCUGCUACCUGCGAAAUUGAUAUUACAACUCGGUGCGUUUGUACCAUACGGUACGGUGGAAGAAAAGGUUGCCGAAUUCGAUUUUGUGCGCAUGGAUACCGGAACAUAUGAAUGGAAAGAAAGCAGAGAUGGAGAAGUACCGACAAACGCAGUUGUUGGAGGUGUUACAACAGACGGAGAAGAUUUAUUUUUCGGUCGUGUUUUGCAUGGCGGAAACUAUAUUCCCGGGAAGAUUCAUCAAUCGCAUGGGGUUUUAUAUGUCCCAUACAGGGGUCAAGAGCUCAAUUUUCGCAUAUAUGAGGUUUUAGUUCAUGUGAAGAGUGAUAGCGAAAUGUCAACCGCAUUAGACUUAAGUUAUGGUCACAAAAUGUAAAUUUGUUAAUCGAAAAUAUUUAACAGUUUCA